ACAUACAUGUCAGCAUAACACACUUUGAGGUUAACACGAUAAAUAUUUACUAAUUAAAAACAUGUACGACUUGAAGGAAGCGCGUAAAAAACUCCUCGCGACUUUAGACAGGGAAACAAAAGAAAAAUACAUCCAACUACUACGUUCCCGGUGGGUUUUCAAGCGUCCGAUAUCAUCGAUUCAACUCUAUUCAGCCGCUAAUAAACUACUGAGAACUGAAGAUGAACUCCACGCUCAUAAUCAAUUCCUCUUCGCGUCGAUGGCCGAGUAUAACCACAUUAACUUCAAACAUAUUUCCAUGCCACCGCAAUCUCCAGCUGAAGAAGGUACUUUCACGAUUGUCAACGCAACAGAAUAUCUCAAACAACCCUCAACAUCAUCCAAACAAUCACAGCCUGUGAAUACAACAGUAAGAACAGCAGCAUCAGAGUAUUUCUUCCCGAAUGUAGGGUUUAUCAAGAACCGAAUUGAAGUCCAAGCAUGGGAGCAUGGAUUGGAAGAUGGGUGUGAGUGGGCUGUAGCUGAAUAUGUUGCUAAUUUAUGUCAGACUUUUGUGAAAAACAUCCUCACAGCAAUGAUCUCAAAGAAAGAAACCUACAAAAUCAGAGAUAAACACUUUCAGUAUGGUUUUGGUUUACCAGCACCCAAUCUCCUGCUCAGGAACACAAAUAAAAUCAUCGACAGAACAAAAGAAAGCAAAGUUGAGCUCACAGAAGAAGAAGACACGUUUUUACCCAGUUACAAACCCAGUAUAGAUGUAAUUGAGCAGGAGACAGCUUUUGCUUAUGCUUGCGGAAGCAGAACAUACUCUGGGGGAAAACUGACUGUGCAAUUGUUGUAUGAUACACUUAGAGAUAAUCCAGAGAUUGUCGGAUUACAUACAAUACACAGUACUAAUUUAUUAAAGCUUGGCUUGCAACUUGAAGAUUGAGACUGAAUUUUUAUAAUUUAUAUAAAAUAAGUUUGAAUAAAAAAUGUUUGCUUUACCUUCA
Molecule: messenger RNA, 992 nt
Organism: Dalotia coriaria
Lineage: Eukaryota; Metazoa; Arthropoda; Insecta; Coleoptera; Staphylinidae
Product: transcriptional adapter 1-like
Exons: 2
Coding region: 62-931 (289 amino acids)
Source: RefSeq, a predicted model, not a curated record